Messenger RNA from Pocillopora damicornis (cauliflower coral), 1706 nucleotides. Its product is annotated as GDP-fucose protein O-fucosyltransferase 3. The record is from RefSeq and is a predicted model, not a curated record. Lineage: Eukaryota; Metazoa; Cnidaria; Anthozoa; Scleractinia; Pocilloporidae. Gene Ontology annotation, cellular component: membrane. Gene Ontology annotation, molecular function: alpha-(1->3)-fucosyltransferase activity.
GCGAAUGGCGGUGAGCGGAUCCUGGAUUUCCUUCCGAAAAUUUGUUGUCUUGUGUUUGGUGCUUACGAUACUUCUGCUAUCCACUAAUAUUUUUUUGAGCUUCGAUGAUGAUGAAACCUUCUUUGAUGAAGGUGGAGAGGUGAUCCAAUCAUGGAGUGUGGACGCUGUUGGAAUCAAGGAAACGGAAGAUAAAAUAUUCAAUUUUCUAGAGGUGGAUGAAAAUUGGAAUGAACGAUAUUCUGAAGAAGAAGUUUACUAUGAUAGCAUUGACCACACCUUGAAAAACCUGCGCAAGCCUGCAGCAUAUGCAGCCAAGUACAAAUUGCCCAUAAUUAUCUGGUGGACCUCUUUUACACAUGGAAAUGAUAUCAAGAGAUGUAAACUUGGGGAGUGCUAUUUCACAGAGGCACGCAAAUUUAAAACACAUCCAAGAACCCAGGCUUUUCUGUUCUAUGGUACAUAUUUCACUCCAACAGACCUUCCAUUACCAAGGCUUGGACACCAUGAAUGGGGCCUGUUCCAUGAAGAAUCCCCAAAAAACAACCCUCUUCUCCACCAUGAUACUACCAUUGAACUUUUUAACCACACUGCUACAUUUCGGAGAUCAUCAGAUUACCCAUUAAUCACUCAAAUGCUGUCAUCUAUACCUGAAUUAUUGAAGAAGCCAAGGUUUGACAUCCAUGAGAAGAGCACUUAUGAUCUUGCAUCAGUUGUGUAUGUCCAGAGCGGAUGUAAUCCACCCUCUGACAGAGAUGAAUUUGUGACAGAGCUAAUGAAAUUUAUAAAAAUAGACUCCUAUGGGGCCUGCUUGCACAAUAAAGAUCUUCCAGAAGCAUUUAAGAGUCCUUUAACCAUGGAUGAUGAUGGUUUCCAUGAUAUUAUUGCAAAGUAUAAGUUUACAUUGGCCUUUGAGAAUGCAAUUUGUGAAGACUACAUAACUGAAAAACUCUGGAGACCUCUUGUCUUAGGGUCUGUGCCAAUUUAUAAAGGAUCACCAAGCAUCCAGGACUGGAUGCCAAAUAAUCACACUAUUAUAAAUGUGGAUGAUUUCAAAAGUCCAAAGGAUCUGGCUAAUUUCAUUAAAAAGCUGGAUAAAAAUGAUAAAGAAUAUGCCAAGUACUUAGAAUUUAAAGAUCAAGGAAUUACUAAUGAGAGACUAUUAUCGUUCAUGAAAAACCGACCAUGGGGGACAUCCUAUGAGGAACAGAAUUAUGUUACAGGAUUUGAGUGUUUUGUUUGUGAUAGAAUUCAUGAAAAUUUAAAGCGCAAAGCAGCAGGUCAAGUGGAAAAUAAGUAUUUUGCCUCUCAAGAACAUUAUGGCUGUCCAAGACCAGAAAAGUACAAUUUUGCUCAUUCAUCUAACCAUGAUAGUGAUGGUCAGAGGGAUCUUUGGUGGCAGGAGUAUGAUCAAAGUGUGAGAGAUUCACAGGAACUGAACCACCAUGUUAAAUCUAACUGGUACUUUUAAACUUUUUAUAGCAUAAUCAUAGACAUCCCUAUCAAUCAGAAGAGUGUUUAGCACAAAAUUACUCUUUACUGCAGUGAAGGUAAUGGGCAAACCAAGGAGUUAAAAUGCUUCUUUGAAAUGUGAUUCACACAGCCAUUUUGCAUACCUCUCGGUUAACAUAGGAAAUGUUUGAGAGUCUGCCAAAGGUCAUGUUCUUGGACAACAAUAGAAAACAACUGUUACAGUUCCAGUUAAAAAA